GAUUAACUUUCUUUGUGAGUAAGAUCCUGGUGUGGAAGGAGCUGGACUAUGGCUCCAUGGCAGAGAGUGAAAAGCAGAUGCUGGUGUCAGAGGUGAACCUCCUGCGGGAGCUCAAGCACCCGAACAUAGUGAGAUACUACGACCGCAUCAUAGACCGCACCAACACAACGCUGUAUAUUGUCAUGGAGUACUGCGAGGGCGGAGACCUGUCCAGCCUCAUUGAACGCUGCAUCAAGGAAAGGCGUUAUCUGGAGGAGCAGUUCAUCCUGCGAGUCAUGGCACAGCUCACGUUGGCCCUGAAGGAGUGCCACAGACGCAGCGACGGCCGGGCCACCGUUCUUCAUCGAGACCUGAAACCAGCCAACAUCUUCCUCGACAUCAAACAGAACGUUAAGCUCGGAGACUUUGGUCUAGCCAGGAUCCUGAAUCAUGACACCAGUUUUGCAAAGACAUUUGUCGGGACACCGUACUACAUGUCUCCAGAGCAGAUAAACCAGUUGUCGUACAACGAGAAGUCAGAUAUUUGGUCACUGGGAUGUUUGCUGUAUGAACUCUGUGCAUUAUCGCCUCCGUUCACUGCUUACAACCAAAAGGAGCUGGCAGCGAGGAUCCGAGAGGGAAAGUUCAGGAGAAUCCCGUACCGCUACUCUGAGGAACUGAACAGUUUACUCAGCAAAAUGCUCAACUUAAAGGACUACCUGAGGCCCUCGGUGGAGUCCAUUCUCCAGAGCAGCCUGUUGGCGGAUGCGGUUGCUGAGGAGCAGAGGAGGGCCGAGAUGCGGGUCCGGAGGAAGUCGGCGGACUCUGACCGGCCUCUUCCAAAGCCAGCUGAACCAGCUCCCGCCUCUGCUGCUGAGCUCCGGCUCAGGGAACAGGCGAUGAGGGACAGAGAGAAGGCUUUGAAGGAACGUGAAGAGAGGCUGGAGCAAAGAGAGCAGGAGCUGUGUGUUCGUGAGCGGCUGUCAAACGAGAAGCUUUCACGGGCUGAGAGUUUACUGAAGACUUAUAAGCGUCUCCAGCAACAGAGGGACCUGGCACCAUUAUUUGGCAAAGACAUAGAUGAGGAGAGCCUCUCCCCAGGAAAGAAGAAGGUCCACUUUGCUGGUGAGAGCAAAGAGAACAGGCAGCCCCACCGUCGUCAGAGCACGACGUCCCAGGAACUGAUACUGAGGAGGCUGCAUGUGGCAAACCUACGCGGCCUCACGCUGAAUGAAGUGGAGAAAGCCUGUCAGUUCAAGAGCAGAGAGAUCCUCGGCUUCCGCUGAGACCACAUAAAUGUCACUGUUUGUUGUGUGGUGGAAAGCUCUGAGUCAUGAAACUGGAUGUAAAUGAAGAUUUAUUUAAGAUAAUUUAGUUGCUGUGCUGGAAGUAAUGACAACAGUUCAGCAAGGUCAUUCUCAUAUGUGUGCUGUUGUUUUAAGGGGUGUGACAGUUUGAUGUGUUGUUUUAAUCUUUUAGGCAGCUAUAGCGAUUGUGAAAUGUUCUGUAUAUUUUUAAAUAUGUCAGGUUGUCUUUUUGUUGUUACUAUGGAUCUUGGCAGUGAUGUAUAUGAACAACAAUAACUGAACCUGUGAUGAAAUGAACACGUGAACUAUGUAAAAAAAAUGUCCACUA
Paralichthys olivaceus (Japanese flounder) is the source of this 1614-nucleotide messenger RNA. Lineage: Eukaryota; Metazoa; Chordata; Actinopteri; Pleuronectiformes; Paralichthyidae. The record is from RefSeq and is a predicted model, not a curated record.